Molecule: messenger RNA, 1211 nt
Organism: Daldinia loculata
Lineage: Eukaryota; Fungi; Ascomycota; Sordariomycetes; Xylariales; Hypoxylaceae
Product: thioredoxin-like protein
Exons: 3
Coding region: 175-945 (256 amino acids)
Biological process (GO): glutathione metabolic process
Cellular component (GO): mitochondrion; peroxisome
Molecular function (GO): glutathione transferase activity; glutathione peroxidase activity
Source: RefSeq, a predicted model, not a curated record
AUUACUAAGGUCGAUCGAUACCUUAUACAUGAAUACCCAGCACAUCUUAUACUGAACCUCUCGCCAACUUCAUCUCAUUCUUCAGCGUUUUCAUCACAUUGAAUCUCAUUUCUCAUUUUCUCCAAAGUUAUUUAAUCAGGCAUAGCCUCGGAAUCGAUAAUCUGACUCGUCACUAUGGGUGGUCAUAUUGAUUUGUACCUCGACAUCGCAUCGUUGUACAGCUACAUAGCACUUAUCCAAGCCAUAAAAACUCAAGAUCUUUUAAAGCAGCACUCCGUAGAAAUCGACAUCCAUCCGUUCUUCCUAGGCGCCGUAAAUGCCGGCUCCGGCAACAAACCCCCCUGGACCCUCCCCGCCAAAGCCGUCUACGGGGUGCACGACAGCCGGCGCUCACUGCACGCCGUCGGGCUAUCCAAUGUCUCGCCACCGGGGGACCUAAUGCAAGCAGGCCGGACCAUGGUCCCGCUUCGCGCGCUCCUCUACAUCAAAGCGCAUUUCCCGGCCGCGACAUACCUCGCGACAUGGCGGGCCCUGUUCCACGCGUUCUGGACGCUGCACCAGCCGCCCAUCACGCCCGAGACUUUGGAAGACACGCUCUCGAGCAUCCCCGCCAACACCAAUGUCGCUAGUUCUUCUCCCCCCGAGACUUUGCGGAAGGGACAGGACGGCGAAAGACUGUUCUCGGCCUCAGAGGUCGCGGAGAUCCUGCGGGCGGAGAAGUCCGCCGAGUACAAGAACACGCUCCGGGAGACGACGCAGAGAGCGCUGGACCAGGGCGCGUUCGGCGCCCCGUGGCUGUGGGUUGCGAACGCGGCGACGGGGGCGAGCGAGCCUUUCUUCGGUAGCGAUAGGUGGAGUCACGUGUAUGCUUUCCUUGGGCUGCCGUAUCAAGAUGUUGAGCUAUUGCCGCCCGGGGCUGCAAAGGGUUCGGAAGCAAAACUCUGAUUUCAGAAUUGAGAUAGGGGGGAUUCCUAGGUUGUGACCAAAAUAGUAUUUCCGUAGGGAGCAUUUUGCAGGGUAUGUAUGUAUGUAUGUAGGUCAGGUACCUAUAUAUAUAUAUACAUGUGAAAGUAUGAAGACAUCAAAUGUGCGGCCGCAAUAUUCAUCUAUUAGGUAAUCAAUAUGUACGCUAUAUCGUGAAUCUUUAUCGAAGAAGCAUUAGGUAGGCAGUUUUUAUCCUACGGAUAUAUACUUUCGUGAAUAGUCGUAAA